UCUGCCUUAUCAUCUAACCCCACUCACCGUCUCUCUCUCUGUCUCUCUCUCUGUCCUGUGUCUUCAAAGUCUAGAGAGAGAAAGAAUAUAAUAGGGUACCAGAAAAGGGAAAGCAACGGCCUUUCUGUGGUCGAGCAUCUGUGUGUCUUUGUAUCGUCUUAAUAUAUGCAUUGUCAAUACUCUAGAGAGAGAAAACACGGAGAAGGAGAGAGAGGUUUAUUGGACAGAUAAAGCCAAGAUCACAAGACCCUUUUGUGAAUUGAGUUCUGAAGAAGUGAAAAUAUGGUGGGUAUUUUCUCAAGGUUCUCCAGCAGGGCCGGUCAUCGACGUACCCAGAGUGCCAUUGAUGGGAGGGAAGCGUUGGCCCCAAACUCCGAGGGUACAGCUUCAGCACCUCCCCCCACUGCCGCGUCUCAUGGGAUUGAAGUAGCGGUAGAGUUUAAGCCAGUUGAACAUCCGAUUGAGCCUUUUGACAAUGAUAGACCAAUUCAAUGCCCUUUACCUGAACCGUCAAUUCUCAAUGAUGGGAGACUAUGGAAGGAGCGAGUAUCAGCAACUGUGCCUAGGAGAGGUGACUUGCCUGUGAUGAAGGAAGGGGGUUCUCUCGACUCUGAAGAAGCUGUGAUGAAACCCAGACAAACACGAAAGAAUCGCACGAUUUUACCAUCUCUUAGUGCCCCCGAACAUAACCUCCUAAACCUACUAGAAGAAUGUAAUGCAUCUGGGAUUUAAAAUCUGGUAAAUUGUGUUUCACAUUUGUAUUGUGUAAUUUCAAUAAUUGGUUUUAUAAUUAUUGCCUGAAUAUAUGUAUAUCUUUACGUAUCA
This is a messenger RNA of Pyrus x bretschneideri (Chinese white pear), 825 nucleotides long. RefSeq lists its product as uncharacterized. The record is from RefSeq and is a predicted model, not a curated record. Bases 283 to 732 code for a protein of 149 amino acids. NCBI's taxonomy places the organism in Eukaryota, Viridiplantae, Streptophyta, Magnoliopsida, Rosales, Rosaceae. The transcript has 3 exons.